AUGUCGAAAGCUUGGGGUGGAAUCGGCGCGUGGGCCGAUGAGGCGGAACUCGCCGAUAAAGAGCAGGCUGCUGAAGCUACGGCCACGCCGGCGGAUGCGCAGAGUUUCCCGAGUUUGAAGGAUGCUGCGACUACGAAGUCUAAGAAGAAGAAGAAGAUGACUCUAUCUGAGUUCACAAAGGGAGCCUACGCUGCACCAGGUGCUGGGAGCUCUGUUGGAUUGACGAGGGAGCAGAUGCUUCAGCUUCCUACUGGUCCAAGGCAACGCUCUGAGGACGAAAUGCAAUCUGGCCGUCUCGGCGGCGGUUUCUCUUCUUACGGCGGAAGGUCUAGUGGGCCUCCCGGGCGAAUGUCGAGAGAAGAUUCCGAUGGGUCAUGGGGUGCUGGAGGUGGUGGUGCUGGUGGUGGUAGGAGAGGUUAUGGCGGAUUCGACGAUGAUCAGAGGGGUCCUAGGGUUUCCGAUUUCCCUCAAUCGUCUAGAGCCGACGAUGCUGAUGAUUGGGGAAAAGGGAAGAAAUCGCUUCCAGUGAUUGAUCAAGGACGCCAAGGUCGUUAUGGUGGUCUCGGAGGAGGUGGCGGUGGCAGUUUUGGUGGCGAACGUGGUGGUGGUGGUGGUUAUGGCGGAGGAGGUGGUGCUGUCGGUGGAAAUGGCUUCUCAAAAGCUGACGAAGUUGAUAACUGGGCAGCAGGUAAAAGCCAGCCGUCUCUCGCGAAAUCAUCUACAUUUGGAUCGGGUUACCGUGAUUCCGGACCGGAGCCUGACCGGUGGGCAAGAGGAGUCUCUUCCGGUGGUGCUCAGGAGGAGCGUCGUCGUCUUGUUUUGGAGCCACGGAAGGUUGAUACAGGAGGGAGUGAAACUCCAAGUGCUGUGAACACGAGUAAGCCGAGUCCAUUUGGAGCAGCGAGACCGAGAGAGCAAGUCUUGGCGGAGAAAGGAUUGGACUGGAAGAAACUUGACUCGGAUAUUGAGGCUAAGAAAGGAAGCUCCCAAACGAGUAGACCAUCGAGCGCACAUUCGAGCAGGCCAUCAAGUGCUCAAUCUAAUAGGUCUGAGAGUGUAAACAAUGUGGAGAAUGUGGUGAAACCGAGACCAAAGGUGAAUCCUUUUGGCGAUGCGAAACCUCGGGAAGUAUUGUUGGAGGAACAAGGGAAAGAUUGGCGCAAGAUUGAUUCUGAACUUGACCAUCGCAGGGUUGACAGGCCUGAAACAGAAGGAGAGAGAAUGUUGAAAGAAGAGAUUGAAGAACUGAGGAAGAAACUCGAGAAGGAAGCAGCCAUCGCACCCGAUAGCAAGGAAUCUCAACAAGAAACAGAGAGUAAUAACCAUAAUCUACCGGAUCUUAUACGGGAGAAAGAGAAAGACCUCGACUUACUAAUCCGUGAGCUGGACGACAAAGUAAGGUUCAGGCCAAGAACGUUUGAGAGACCUGGAUCGAGUGCAGGCAGAAGCGGUGGCUAUUCAGAGAGACCUCAUUCCCGGGGUGGAUCAAUUGACGAGUCUAGGAAUGUUGAAUCCAUGGAAAGACCUAGAUCUCGUGGCACAGGUGAUAAUUGGCCAAGACCAGUUGAUGAUCGAAGAAGCUUCCAAGGAAGCAAGGAACGUGGAUUCUUCAGCAACAGAAACUUCGACAGGUCAUCGUCUUCGAGGGAUGGAUGGUAA
Microthlaspi erraticum is the source of this 1659-nucleotide messenger RNA. The record is from the annotation of a GenBank genome assembly. NCBI's taxonomy places the organism in Eukaryota, Viridiplantae, Streptophyta, Magnoliopsida, Brassicales, Brassicaceae.